AAUGCGUCUAUUAAGAGAGUUUCCUUGAUAAUCGAGUGUAACUUUAUUUCAUGUACUAUAAUUAUGUAUCUUUAUUUUUAUUUUUUUAUGCCCAAACCCCUCUCGACGCCAAAAAUGAACCUCGCACAAUCUCCUUUCUUGUCUCGUUUUACGCAAUGCCUAACAAAGCAAUGUAGGUCAUUAUUCCAAUCACAAGCUUUAAGCCACGCAUUCGAGUACCCAAAUCCUCGAAAUCGACCCAUCUAUUAUCCAAGUGCCUCCAUCGACCCCCAUUUCUCGCGCGAAGGCCCUAAAACCGAGCAAGUUGCGAGGAACUACUUUGUUUUGGGCGGAAGAGCGCGAGGGCGAGACACGCCUUUGCCAGAACAGCUGAUCAGAGCAAAACAAACCUCCACCGAAGUAGACGAGCGGCCGAAAGAAGGGGAAAAGAGGGAGAAAAAGCCGUUGUAGACGAGAGAGAGAGAGAGAGGAAGAUAUACAUAGUUCCGUUUUCAAAGAAAGAGGCUCAUUGAGGAUCAGAGUAAAGUAGAGGAGACGAUAAUAAGAGAGCGUCGACGAGAGGAGUCUCUCUGGAACGUCUACUGCAGGAGGAACCACCAUGACUGAGCCAGCACCUACGUCCUCUGCCUCGCCUUCCGUGGCUGAGAAGAGGUGCGAGGACACGGUGGAGGAGGAGGAAAUUGCCAUAAAGAAAAGGAGACUCGAGUCCUGCGAUAGAGAUGACCCCGAGAAUAAAUUAGAAGCGCGUCUGGGAGGCAUUUUGUGUUGCGCUGUGUGCUUGGACCUCCCUCGCUCGGCCGUCUACCAGUGUUCAAAUGGACAUCUCAUGUGUGCGGGAUGCUUCACCCAUCUCCUUGCCGAUGCCCGUAUUCGGGAUGAGACAGCCACAUGCCCCAAUUGCCGAGUGGAAAUAUCACGGUCACUCGCCACCAGGAAUUUGGCGGUAGAAAAGGCUGUGUCAGAGCUCCCAGCAGAAUGUCAGUUUUGCAGUCAGAAGUACCCACGCAACUCACUGGACCGCCACGAGAUGGAACUUUGCGAAGAAAGACCCGUGCACUGCCGAUACAAUGUGUUGGGCUGCGGGUGGAGGGGACCCCAUCACGAUGUCAGCAGUCAUGAGCAGCAGUGUCAGCACCCCUCCCACACGGGCGAACAGGUGUUUUCACAUCUCCAGAAGCAAGCAGAAACUGCCGAGGAGGAUUCAAAGACUUUCAAUCAGAUCAUGUCUGUCCUCUCCUUUGAAAAGAUUACUUUCAAUGACCUGCAGCUGAAACCUUACCGCACCGAUGAGUUCAUCCACAAGCUGUUCUAUGAAACGAGCCGAUUCUCAGCUUUGGGCUACCAGUGGGUGAUCAAGGCAAGACUUAAUGAUAACCAGAAGGACCCACAUCUGACAUGUAACAGGUUUAUCACAUACCAGCUGAUCGUCAAGAGUAAGCCAAGCAGCCCCAUGCUGGUCCAUUUCAUGAUGCUCCGAGGGCCUUUUGGGGACAUGCGAGUGGACCCCCACAUAUGUCAGCACGAGUUCACUGAGAGCAGCACAGAAAGUCCCUUCUUUGCACUGCCUUUGCCCGACAGUGCAGAAUGCAACAAACUCUUGGCUGCACGUACGAUAGACUUCAGGUUGAUGAUGGGCAUGGUGACCAAGUAAUUAGACAUUGAAGAAACAACUGUGUAAUGUUACAUCAAGCAAACUCCUUUUAUCUCCAGCUGCAUUUCCAUGUUUACGGUUAUAUACUUAAAUAUUUAGAUUAUCUUCUCCUUUUCUGCCUGACAUUUUUUCUUAAAACAGAUUGACUAAAGAAGCUUGAAAAAGGAAGGCAUUUGUGGAACUUUUUUUUUUUUUUUUUUCUUGCUUUUUUUCUUUUUUUUCCCCUUCCUCUUUUUCUCUUUUCUUUUCAUUAAUUUUUAUUUAAUGGAAUAAUCAUUAGAAAGGUAACUAGUUACAAAUGAGUGAUAUUUGAUAAGCUUUGACAUCACAAUCUUUACUCGGAAUGGAGGUGGAUAUUGGUAUUAGGUCAAGGUCGUGUGAUGAGAUGACAUAUAUAUAUAUAUAUAUAUAUAUAUAUAUAUAUAUAUAUAUAUAUAUAUAUAUAUAUAUAUAUAUAUCAUGUAUGUAUGUAUCUAUAUAUAAACUGAUUAUAUAAUAUGUAAGCCAACCUUGAUAUACUGCCUUCGGUGGAUAAAAUAUGUGAACAGAAUGUAAAUAGCCAAUAAUGAACAAAUAACAAAAGAUUUCCCAAAAUUGGAAGUGUUAAAUAUCAGUGCAUCCUCAUGUUCUAAAAUAACUUUCCCUCACUCUGCUAAAAGAUCUUCCUGUUUUCACUUAAUAAAACACUGGGAUACAAAAAUUUCUUGAGAGUGAAAUACCCAAGCCAUACUAAUAGAAGCUGAUAAUAUAAUACGUAAGCCAAUCUUUAUAUACUGCCUGUGGUAGAUCAAGUGUGUUAACAGGGUUGAGAGAGCCAUUAAUAAACAACUUUAACAAUUUCCCAAAAUUGUAACACAACUUAAAUUUUCUUUUUCUAUGCAUAAACCUAUAUCUAUGCAUGUACAGAAAUAUAUUUACACAUACACACACACACACACAUUUAUAUACAUAUGUAUAUACAAACAUAUAUAGAUAUGCAUAU
Penaeus chinensis is the source of this 2633-nucleotide messenger RNA. RefSeq names its product cysteine and histidine-rich protein 1 homolog. The record is from RefSeq and is a predicted model, not a curated record. The transcript is spliced from 8 exons. Bases 599 to 1651 code for a protein of 350 amino acids. Lineage: Eukaryota; Metazoa; Arthropoda; Malacostraca; Decapoda; Penaeidae. Gene Ontology annotation, cellular component: nucleus.